AUGGAAGAAAUUUGGUCCAUGAGUUUCAGAGCAAUUGAUGAUAUCAAAGACAGUGUCAGAAAAGCGGGCACCAAACUCACGCGAAGUUUAGCAACGAACUUGACCAGAGCAGCAGACGUAUCAACAGGCUCUUCAGAUUCAAGAGCAACGAAGGUCCUUGGUGAUUUGAUACCGUUUUUGAUUGGAAACCAGGGACUUUUAAGCGACGCCGAAGACGUCAGAACCUUUUCAUUGGACACAAUUCUCAAAGUCUGUAAAGUGGCUGGCCCCAGAAUCAAAACGUUUGUACCUACCCUUUUAGAAAACUUCAUCUCCAUGAUGUCAACAAUGGAGCCAGACGUUGUCAACUAUCUUGUACUUAAUGCAGACAAGUACAAUCUCAACAGCAAUGAUAUUGAUGCGCAAAGACUACAGAGCUUAGGAAGGUCGCCUCUAAUGGAUGCUAUUGAGCAAUUGCUUGGAACUUUGGACGAAGAGCUCAUGCCCAAAGUAGUCGACGUGUUGGCACAAACUAUCAAGAAAUCAGUGGGAUUACCAUCCAAGGUCUGCGGUAGUCGAGUUCUCGUAACGCUAGUCCAAAGACAUAUUGAACUAACCAAACCUUUUGGCGAUAAACUUCUACAGUGUGCUAUUAGUCAGAUCUACGACAGGAACGAAACCAUCUCUUCAUCAUAUGCUGCUGCCGCCGGCUAUUUAUGUCGAAUUUCCAGCGUUGAUGAAAUAGUCAAGUUUGGAAGUAAGAUCAGCAAGUUGUAUUUCGAUUCAGAGGAUGAGAAAAGGAGACAAAUAGUGGCUCUUGCAAGUGAAGCCGUAUCAAAGUAUUCUGCCGACAAAUUUGAUCUUGUCAGUGGUGCGUUUCUUCCACUUUGCUUCAUCGGAAAACAUGAUGUAGUCUCAAAAGCAUCAAAGCCGUUUGACAGGGAAUGGAUCGAACACACGAGUGGUAAUAGUGCUAUGAAAUUGUACUUUGACGAAAUCUUACAAUUAGCCGAAGCUCAAAUUGGUUCGAAUUCAUACACAAUUCGAAGAAUUGUGGCCCAAUCAAUGGUUGAACUAUGCGAAGUUGUUGGCGAAAACUCAACAGUAAGCCCCAAUUCGAGUAACCACCUACUAACCAUAUUGAUGGAGGCAUGCAGAGGGAAGUCAUGGACAGGAAAAGAUGUAGUUUUCGAUGCGCUCGUAUCGACAUCUGUUCGAUUGCACCAUAUUUUGCAAGAAGAUGAAAUGCAGUUUGCUGCUCUCAGCAAAAUUGUCAUCACUGAAUCGAAAAGAAGAAACAAGGAAUACCAAAGGAAGGCAAUAAAGCUGACGGGCCACUUUUUACAUCAGUUUAUUGAAGAUGACGUGGUGGAGACUUACGUGGAUGUCAUGAACUCUAUCUUAUGGCCAGAAGCUGACGACUCAGACAGUGAUGUUGAGAUGGAUGAUGGUAACAAAUUUAACAGCCGUCAAAAUAUCAAGAUAGAGGAAGAGAAAUUACUGUUUAUUGAAAAUAUCUUUGAGUCAAUCAACCCGGAAAGAGUCAACCAUGACUUGUUUCAGCUAGCACUACAAUCAGUCACAAAGUUGUUCACUACUGAGGUACUCUCUCCUACCUGGAGAUCGAAGAGAAAUUGUAAUGAAUGGAUAACUUCAUGUUUACUGUCAAUACGGUCUUCUUCAUGCGAACUAAAUGUUGAACAAGCAAGGAUGCUCUUGCUGACCUGGAAAGUCAUCAGCUCUGUUUGUCUAUUAGAGGGUGAAAUAGAGGCCGUACAAGUACAGUCUCUCAGGUGCACAAAGGAAGUCAGAGAAGCAAUCAGUCAGGUUCUUGAGAGUCAAGAAACCAAUACAAUCAAGCAAAAAUUAGACGAGUUCAAAGAGCUUAAACUAACGUCAGUCAUACAAGCAGAGGUAGACAAAACUACUUAA
Messenger RNA from Meyerozyma guilliermondii ATCC 6260, 1911 nucleotides. RefSeq lists its product as uncharacterized. The transcript has a single exon. Gene Ontology annotation, molecular function: molecular adaptor activity. The record is from RefSeq and is a predicted model, not a curated record. Gene Ontology annotation, cellular component: nucleus; cytoplasm. NCBI's taxonomy places the organism in Eukaryota, Fungi, Ascomycota, Pichiomycetes, Serinales, Debaryomycetaceae. Bases 1 to 1911 code for a protein of 636 amino acids.